AUGAAUCAAAGCUUAUAAAAAUAGCAAUCCGACUAUCCCCAUCAAUUAAAUCACCACACUUCUGUUCUUCCUACAAGAGAGGUGAUCCCAUCUAGAUAAAAUCUCAUAUCUGACGUUCAACAGCCAAAGUAGCAGCAGUAAAUGCAACAAGAAUUUCAAAGACCAAUUGUUUCCCUAAAGUAAAAGAUGCAAGAGAAAGAAGAGUAAAAGCAAUAAAGGGCUUAGAAAAAAAUAAAUAAUAGUCUAUCAGUAGAUAGAUGUGAUGAGUGUAAGAAAGCUGAGUUAGUCACAAAUCACGUUGAGGGUACUAUUGUAUGUCAAAACUGUGGUCUUGUUUAGUAACAGCGUAUUAUUGAUGAUAGCUCAGAGUGGAGGACAUUUUCAAGUGAGACAUCUAGUGGUGGUGCUAAUCCAAGCAGAGUUGGAGGCAGACUCAACCCCUAUUUGUCCAAUUACGGAAUUGACACUAGAGUAACAGGCAACAAUGCAAGUGAGAUUCAAAAGUGGAGUGAUAGAUCCUCUCUCAAUGCUAAAGAUAAACUUAUAUCAAAGGGUUUAAGAGCCAUUAAGGAUUACGCUCAAAUGCUUAAUAUGAAAGAAGGAACUAUUAAUAUGGCUUGUGACAUUUAUAAAGAAAUUGAAGACAAGGAAAUUCUUAGGGGUAAAAGUGUCAAUGGCAAGGUUGCUGGCGCAAUUUACUAUGCUAGCAGAAAGAACAAUCAACCUAGAUCUCUUAAGAAAAUUCUAGCAACAAUGCAAGUUAAUUUCAAGGAACUUAACAGUUGCACGAAGAAAAUAAGAGAGCUCUUCCCUGAUGAAAGAGUAAUUGUCAAGCCUUGGCAACUUGCUGAUCAGGCUUGCAAUAAAUUAGAACUUGGUAUUGAUGUCAACAAUGCAGCAAAGCAUACUGCAGAGUAGAUUUACAAACUGGAGAUAGCAACUGGUAGAUAACCUUAGACUAUUGCUGGAGUAGCAGUCUUCAUAGUCUCUUAACUUUCUACUUAGAAGAAAUCUCUAAGUGAGAUAGCUGAGUCUCUAUCAAUUACUGAACAAACAAUCAAAACUGCCUAUAAAGAGAUUUAUGAAUACAGAACAGUGGUAAUUCCUCCCUAUUGGAAGCAUAAAGAGAGUGUUGACUCUCUGCAAAAGCCUUGA
This is a messenger RNA of Stylonychia lemnae, 1155 nucleotides long. The record is from the annotation of a GenBank genome assembly. NCBI's taxonomy places the organism in Eukaryota, Ciliophora, Spirotrichea, Sporadotrichida, Oxytrichidae.